UCAUCAUCAAGUCACAUUGUUGUCACCAAUACUCUCGCGCAUGAAGAGUGACGCAGGAGCCGAUUAUAAGCUGCAGCCGGACAAACAUCAGCUUUUUCUAGAUAGCGGAUUGGGAGCCAGCACCAUUACGGCACGGUGGACACAGAUGGGUCCAGGACCAACGGCCGGCUCGUUGGUCCCGGACGACACCAACGGCUCGGGCGUCGAAGGCGGCAAGCAUUUGGACGUCGGCGACAUGAGUGACGACGAACAGGACCUCUCGUCGGCUGACGCCGAAGGCGUAUGGAGCCCGGACAUCGAACAGAGCUUCCAGGAAGCGCUUGCCAUCUACCCGCCGUGUGGCCGCCGGAAGAUCAUCCUCUCGGAGGAGGGAAAAAUGUAUGGUCGUAAUGAACUGAUAGCCCGCUACAUUAAACUCCGUACUGGCAAAACGAGAACUCGGAAACAGGUCAGCUCACACAUACAAGUAUUAGCCAGACGGAAGCUGCGUGAGUUUCAGGCUAAAAUGAAAGUGCAAUUCUGGCAGCCAGGGUUGCAGCCGAGCACAUCCCAGGACGUGAAGCCAUUCGCGCAACCCGGCUACCCGAUAAAAACCGCGACCACGGUGUCAGAGAGCGCUCUACAGCCAGCGCAUCCCUGGGAAGGACGGGCGAUCGCGACGCACAAGUUCCGUCUGGUGGAGUACAGUGCAUACCUGGAGCUGCGCGUGGAAGAUAAUUAUCACAAGCACCUGUUUGUGCACAUAGCCGAUACGCCGGCCCACCCGCUGUUGGAGUCGGUCGAAGUGAAGGAGAUUUACGAUAAGUUCCCGCAGAAGUCAGGUGGUUUGAAGGAGCUCUACGAGAAAGGGCCAAGCAAUGCAUUCUUCCUCGUGAAGUUCUGGGCCGACCUGAACACCAACAUCGCGAAUGAUGCUGGCGCGUUCUACGGUGUCAGUAGUCACUACGAAAGCAACGACAAUAUGGUGAUCACCUGCUCGACGAAAGUUUGCUCGUUCGGCAAGCAAGUGGUGGAGAAGGUGGAAACGGAAUAUUCCCGUGUCGAGAACGGGCGUUACGUGUACCGCAUCAGUCGGUCGCCCAUGUGCGACUACAUGAUCAACUUCAUCAACAAGCUCAAGCACCUUCCGGAGAAGUACAUGAUGAACAGUGUGCUCGAAAACUUCACCAUCCUCCAGGUUAUAUCCAACAAGGAUACGGAGGAAACACUGCUGUGUGUGGCAUUCGUGUUCGAAGUGUCUACCUCGGAGCACGGUGCCCAGCACCACAUCUACCGGCUGGUGAAGGAAUAGCUAGACUCCGGCAGCCCCUACGCGGACCAGACCAUUGUCAGCAGUAUGUUAAAUAAUCAUAGUCCUAUUGUUAGCAGUAGUUACAACAAUAAUAGCUAUAAGGAGAGGGAAGACAGCAGUAACACGAGCAGCGCCAUUCUCAGCAACACAAACAACGUACUGAACGAUACUGCUUGCAACAACGCUACUACAACUACUACUAGCGCUACCACCACCACCCUGUUCUUGCCAGUGAUCGACAUUCAGAUGGAGACACUUUAUCCCCAGCCUACGGCCGCCUGUUCUCCCCCGGCGCCGCCACCGCCGCCACCGGCGCCGGCUGUGGUUGCCACGCUGGGCAUUGCAGGGGUUGUGCCGACCACCGGUGCCCUACUCGAGAAGCCGGGAGUUGUAGUUGAGCCCGUCGUUGAACCAGACCAUCUGCACCAGGUCUCAACGGUCAUGGCUGCAGAAACGACCAACGACCUUGGUGAUGGUGCUGGUGCUCCUCGCCCAUCGUGCUUCGCCGAGGAGUCGCGGCCACACCAAAUGGGGAAGUGCGUCAAACAAGAACUGCUUGGCGAAGGGGGCGAUGUGAACGAUUACGCAGCCAUGAUCGCGAUCGUGACAACCGCUACGAAACACUCUGAGGACUGUUAGGACCACCAUCCAUGCCCCCUUCUAACCCGUUCGCAUUUCUUAUUUUAGUUUAAGCUAAUAGUGUUUGUCUGGCAGUUAAGAUACUCACGCAAACGACGACAGCAAGACGCGAAGGGAGACUGCGUUGAACUGUUCUUGAACUAGACGUAAAAUUAAGUAAAAUAACAAACAGUGCCUAUAUACACAUGAGGAAGCAAGCGGUACACUGGCAACUGUCGGCUAAAGUCAACAUUUGGCGGCUAGAGUCAGCAUUGGAAAGUGGUAUGCAUCCGGUGCAUAAUAACAAGUACUGUCACAAUAGAAUCCAUAAAUAUGUAGGUGAAAGGCGCCAUACAGCAGCUAAAGCGAUUCUAGUAAGGAAAAGUCCGCAAACCAUGAAAGUAUACGUCACGGUGUAUGUAGGACAAAGGACGCUAUCCCUAACACGCCGAUGACGACGGCGUACAUUGAGGAAGUUUUCGUCAAAGUCAAAUCUCCUUUCCGACUCAUCAGAGCUGAACAGACGACGCAUCUGCGGGAUGAUCGGGAUGCUUGUGUGUUGAGGUGCGCCUCUCAUAUUUCAUUUCGUGAAGCAAACGAAUGUGUUUUGUGCAAUGUGCUGGAUGUGAAACUAAGAAGCUGCUGAGCAGUUUCAGAUUUCCUCACUUUUGCCUUUUUUCGUUUUCAGCGCCCCAUUUGGUAACGUUGCUAUCUGGCUAUGAAUAAAUUAGGUGGUUCCAGAAAGUUAGUUCAAGCAGGUGGAGAUGGGUGGUUCCAGAAAGUUAGUCCAGAAAGUUAGUUCAACCAACCAGGUGCCCUAGACGUCAGCAGGUUUUCUAUUUCUUUUUGUAAUCAAACAUUGCAGCACUGCAUCAGACUUGCACCAUCUUUUCGUUGUUUUGAGCUUUUUGUUAGGAAAGUUUGAUUUGAUUUGUUGCUUUUGGUGUUAACAUCAGUUUUGAUAGGAAGCUGGUUUUUCUAUCAUCGUGCGGCAUAAAUGUAUCGGUAUGAAACUUCUUUUCUUAUCUGUUACAUCAGUCAUAGAGCCGUAUUAUCACCAAUUGAUAUUUUUUGUCGCUUUCGAGCUGUGGUACAAUACUAUUAGUAAAUUUAUGUGUCGAGGACGAAUGCUGUGGUACAAUACUACUUGGUUGUAUACUAAGUUUUGACGUUCGAUUCCAAAGGGCGCAGCUAUGAGCCUAAUUUUGUUGGUUAUAUUGGUACAAUCUUCAAAUGAACGUUUCAUGUGAAGUUUCAUUUCAAUCGGUCACUAAAUUUUUUUUUUACAAGUCAUUUAGUAUCGGCAUGUCACAGUAUUUUUUACAAUGAGAAAAAUCAAAUAUCGUGCAGUGACUUUAUUUUUAUUUUUGGAAGGUUUAAAAGCAAAGGAGAUUUAUAAAUGAACUAGCAGGUCCCUGCGAGCUUCGCCACGCCUCAUUUCAUUCCCAUUUCUCGGCCCAGACGAAGGCCCAGACGAAGUGUAACGUAAUGUUUUUGGCAUUUCAGUUUAAUGCCAAACUGCUGCGCUUCUGUCAAAACGUUUAUGCACAACCAACCACAAAUCCGACCACAGAACCCGUUAGUAAACGCUUUGUUUACACACAGAGGAUAAUAUAAGUUCUUAUUUGUUGGUGUAGCAACAAAAUCGAAAAAAACAGAAAAAAAAUAUUCAGAAUCAAUUUAUUUCUCUUCUAUUUCUGUUUUCUCGGACCAAAAACACGAAUGUAAAUACUUUUGACAUUUUGUUUUUAUAUUUUUGCUGCCACACGAAGCGUAAACGAUUUGGCAUUACAAAAUAAUUUUACGCUAGUUUUUACGCUUCGUGUGGCUUCAGCUAAAUGAGCUUAGAUUUUGUAUGGGAGCCCUCCUUUGUAAAGAGGAAAGGGGUUUCAAACAUUCACCAGAACAAUUCCUCACCGUUAAAACCCUGCCUGCCGAAAACUACGCUGUGCAAAAUCUCAAGCGGAUUGGUUCAGUAGUUUUGGAGAAAAAGGGGUACAGACAGACAGACAAACAACCAUUGAAAUUAGUGAAAAUUAGUGACAAAAGACCUGGUUUGAAGAAGAAAAACAUCCUCUUUCCUCCAUCCCAUCCUCGAACGUAAAAACUUAUUAUACAACCUACUGUUAGUAAAUUUAUGUGUCGAGGACGAAUGCUCUACGGACGAAUCGGUAUUGAUAAGCAGUUCUUUGCAAGCAGUUCGAGCAGUUCUUACUUCAUAGACAAAGUUUGCGGAGUUUUAAUGAUUGUUGUUUUAAGAAACCCGACCAAUGAAUUUCGAGCUCAACAAAAGUCGGAAACUGUCGGAAAUGCCAACGUGCGCUGUUUUGCAGUUUGUGUUAAUUUAGGCGUUUAAUCCUAACAAUAUAUACACAAGAGGUGAUGGAAUCUCCCCUUGUUCAUAUUGUCACAGUGAUUUUUUCUUAACGCUUGCGGUCAUAAGGUUGUGUUUAGUGGAAGGUCGUAGAACAACAAGCGGCCAGGUAGUAUAACGGGGAUGAGGAAAAUUGCAGUGUGUGUUUGUACACCUAUGUGUCAAUUGCUAAAGGUGUGUGUGUUUGUAUUUUUUAUUCUCUUUUAAAUUCAUCGUGUUUUCGUUUUUGUAAUCAUUAUUAAACACACCAAUCAAAAAUAACUCAUUUUGAUCUCCCUUAGUUAGUCAUGUGAGAUAAUUAUUUUAAACAAAAUAAAAAAAGCUGACCGCGAGAAGAGCGUGCUCAAGAACGUUUACUCCGAACAUGUGGACCUGUGGCGCUCGAAGUUGAAGCUGUUUAGUGGUAGCAUUUCGUAAGAACGCGAACUUAUCGAGAGUUUGAUUGAGUUUUUCGGUAAAGAUUCCAGCCGUUUACAUCCGUUCGCACUACUAGAGGAAAAACAAAGAAAUAAAAGAGAAAAGAGAAAUAGAGAGAGAAUGAAAGAGAUAGAUAGAGAGAGAGAGAAAAGAGAGAGAGAGAGAGAGAGAAAAGAGAAAGAAAGAAAGAAAGGAAGAAAGAAGAAAGAAAGAAAGAAAGAAAGAAAGAAAGAAAGAAAGAAAGAAAGAAGGAGAGAAAGAAAGAAAGAAAGAAAGAAUGAUGGCCCCUGAAACGUACAUUACGGUCUUCUGUGAAAACCGCUCUGCUCUUCAGUUUUUAUUGCUUUGUAAUUAAAAUUUACUGCUUUCCUUGUUUUUAAUUUUUCGAAAACAUUCGCCUAUUUUGAGUAAAGGUGAACUCUUGUAUGACCUGACUCCUUACCGUUGUUUCCUCGCGGGUGCCCCAUGUCGGCUCGUUCACAUAUGCUACUGCUGAACUAAAAUAGUGCGAUUCCAUGGGGACUAAGUGAGGGGCGGUGUUCGGCUGGCAAUAUAUUCAUGUACGGGGUGUGUGUUUUUAGUAGUUGCAAUACGCGUUUUACAUGUGCAGAAAAGAGGGUUGUGUGUAAAAACAAUUUAAAUCGUUCGCGGACGUAGGUACGAGAAACGCGCGCACACAAGGCCACAUGGGAGGGAGUUCUUGUGCAGCAUAUUGUCCCCCAUUUAAUGAAAUGUAAAUAUUUGAAUGAUCGAGGCCUAGCUGGGAAGAUGUUUAAGGAACGAGAAAACUGAGACCCGAGAAUCAACUGUAAGGAAUUGAAUUGAUCCUGAGAAUUGAGAAAUUGAACACUGUUUAGUAUAGUAGAGCAGAAGUAUAUUAAUUUAAGGAUCCCCCUAAGACGAGAAGGGGAGUCUACAUACAACAUUAUAGUUAAAGCUAAAUUGCAUACAACGCAGCGUUUGAUGUGCUAUGCUAUACUAAAGUAAUUAAUGCAACGAGCGAGAUUCAUACAGUAAAUGUGAGUGUAGCACUGUAAGGUAUCGGAAAAUGACAUUGAAAGUUGUGCGCGGCGCUGUGGUCAGACUUUAUGGAAACACGAUACUGACAGAGGAUGCCUUUGCCGGUUUAGCAAGACGCGUGCGUAUCAUCACGACACAGUAAGGAAGGGUCGACCAGAAACAGUUUAUUUUAGGUUCCAACGACACAUUUGUGAACGUUAAAUAUUUACAAGAAAAUGUCUGUGUUGUUUUUUAUGUGGCAACUACAACCAAUCAUAGCGCUGUUUUUAGUUCAACAGUAACGUUAGAUAAUUCGCCGAGCUAAAUUCGAGUUCCAGGACUAGUGUUUAAGUUCCAUGAUUUAAGGAAAACAAAAAAAAACAUACAAAUCGGAACGAUACACUACAAACGCUGUAGCUUGUAACGAUGUGCGCCAUGCUAAAAAACGAUAUUUUUAAAAUGCAAUCGAUCGAGACUACCAUCCAUAGGACUACCGUAAAACAUUAUACCGACAUACAUACGAACAACAAACACGCAUGCCAAAGGUAUGUAGAAGGAUGCGGGCAACGUACUAUACCAGGUGUAAAAGUUAAUAUUGUUCGGAUUUUUAGAUCAAGGAAACAGAUCACUUUCAGGCGUAGGGUAAAAUAUUGGUACAUUCGAAGUGAUCCCUGUUAGAUGCUACACAUUUCACCACUCUCCGGCAAACUGUUUACUCCAACGAAACCUUUUUUCGUCAAAAACUAUUCCUUAACCCAUUUCUCGACAUCUUAAUGUUUGGCGUAAUGAUGCUCUGAAAGGCAUGUCCCAUUGAAGCCAGAAGGUGAUAAUCUGAUGGCGUCAGGUCUGCAGAAUGGCAAUAACAUAUUUUUGAACUUUAAUACCAAAUGGAAAAGAAAUACUUUGUUAGUAACAUCUACAACAUCAUCCUGACAAUUUCAACUUCUACACCUAGUACAUCUGUACAUCUGGUUAGAACCUCCGGAUGCAAGACGAGCACUAAUAAUUUGCAGUCACAUACACACAUACACAGACAGACAUAUUACAGUAUAUUCACUCUAUUUGUCUCACGCAACAAUACUAAGAAUUUACCAUUGAUCAACUGUACAACGAGAUAGCAAGGAAAAAAAACUUUUCCGGAAACCAGAAAAAAGAAAGCCAUGCAUUACGACUACAUAGCAUAGAAAAAUAGAUGGGAUCUAUCCAUCUGACGAAAUUUUGCGUGUUAUGUACAUAGAGAAUAAACAUGCAACUUAAUUUACGAAAGCUGGUUGCUUUAAAGAAAAAGCCCAAUUAAGAUAAUUAUUUAACACACACAAACAUAUACGAUAUGAUCUUUGGACACAUAAGAAAAGCUUCGGACGCAACACGAACGAUCACUCAAAUGUGGUCUUACAUUUGUAAAAACAGAAAUUAAGAACUAUCGUUUAAGAGGAGGAGCGCCCAGCACAGACAGAGAAAAAGUAAUCCCGAUUCGUUUCAACUACCCAAAAGCAAUGUAUUAGAAUGCAGCAAUGUAGUGGGGAGAGAAAUGAAAAAAAAAAACAUGAAUUCAAAUAAAGCAACUAUGACAGUGUUUCAUGUUCGUGGUCAUAUUCCUGCACAAUACA
Molecule: messenger RNA, 7309 nt
Organism: Anopheles bellator
Lineage: Eukaryota; Metazoa; Arthropoda; Insecta; Diptera; Culicidae
Gene: scalloped
Product: protein scalloped
Exons: 8
Coding region: 41-1291 (416 amino acids)
Biological process (GO): regulation of transcription by RNA polymerase II; hippo signaling; embryonic organ development
Cellular component (GO): transcription regulator complex
Molecular function (GO): DNA-binding transcription factor activity, RNA polymerase II-specific; RNA polymerase II cis-regulatory region sequence-specific DNA binding
Source: RefSeq, a predicted model, not a curated record